This is a messenger RNA of Mya arenaria, 5175 nucleotides long. RefSeq names its product fibrinogen alpha chain-like. Lineage: Eukaryota; Metazoa; Mollusca; Bivalvia; Myida; Myidae. The record is from RefSeq and is a predicted model, not a curated record. The coding region runs from base 114 to 1922 and encodes 602 amino acids. The transcript has 11 exons.
UGCAUAUAUAAGAGUGCUGGUAUAUCCAAGCUAUCAGAAACUCGGAUGCCUGAUUGCUAGAUCAAUUUAAAAGGUGCAUACCUGGAUAACGUUAAAGCGUAGUAAUUAUUUCAAUGUGCGCAAGAAUGAUUUGGUUACGUGCAUACGUUGUUUUGGUGAUGUUGAUGAUAGAAACCUGUGGCGCAAACAGGGUUACCAGAUUGGAACGGCAAAUGAAACUCGUGAAAGGCUUUCAGUCAUACGUUGAGUUGAGAUUGGACACAAUUGAAGGAGAUUUUGGUGCAUUAUCUGAAAGAGUAUCAAAUCUUGAAUCACUAAUGAAAUCCUCCGAUAAUAACACUGGAGGGACUGACAAUCCAACGAAUGGGCAUAGUAAAGGGACAAUAAAUACACAAUCUACUUUUGACGAUAUAAAAACUACUCUCCAAAUGUAUAAACAUUCGUUUCAAAAACAAAAAAAAGAACUCGUCAAUGCCAAUCAUGAUGUCAAAGACACCUUGUCGGCAUUUCUGUCAAACGCUUCCAAAACUGUUGACACAUUAGUCAACACAGUUAGCGACCAUGUAAGAAACAGCGCAAAAAAUGUAUCAGCUUCUUUGGAAAAGAACGUCUAUGCAACACGGGCACAUGUCCAAAACGAAACGAUUCAGCUAGAAAAGAAGGUUGAAGAGCUAAUAGGCAAAGCAAAUGAAGUUGUUGGUAUCAUUGAUGAGCAGAGAUCUUCAAUAGAAGACGGCAUUAUGGUCACCAUCAGGGCGCUUCACAUUUCCUGGGGUGACUGGUCUGCAUGGUCCGACUGUUCUCAGUCAUGUGACAGGGGCAGGAAAAGUAGACACAGGUCAUGUAAUGUACCUCCACUUUUUACUGAUGGCAUUUGUACUGGUGAUGAUACAGAAACAGAGGAAUGCGUCAUUCACGAGUUUUGUCCAUAUUUGAGUGAAUGGUCACCAUGGUCCCGAUGUUCCCGAACAUGUAACAAUGGAACAACGACGAGAGACAGAACAUGCCAUGCUCCAGCUUCGAUCACCGCUACAUGCCAAGGAAAUAUAACUGAAAAUCAGACAUGCCGGACGUCAGUCGAAUGUCCAGUGGAUGGCCAAUGGGAUAUAUGGUCGACAUGGAGCACCUGUUCUUUGCCCUGUGGUGACGGCGUGGAGACCAGAAACCGAUCUUGCUCCGAUCCAAGUCCAUCUCAUAGCGGGAAACCGUGCCCGGGACCUGACGUUGAAACACAACCAUGCAACUUGCAGCAGUGUAUCGUUGCAUAUGACUGCAGCGAUGUGUUAAAACGAGGCUUGCCACGUGGUUCGGGUGUGUACAAAAUCACGCCCUGGAAUACGCACAAGGAAGUGGAGGUUUACUGCGAUAUGGAUACCGAUGGUGGUGGGUGGACGGUGUUUCAAAGACGAUUUGAUGGGUCUGUUGACUUCAACAGGAGAUUUAAGGAGUACGAGCAGGGUUUUGGCUCACUGGAUGGUGAAUUGUGGAUUGGUCUGGAUCUUCUUCACUCCAUUACAAGCCGAGCUAACAUGAACUUACGCAUUGACUUGAGUUUACCAAACGGAACUACUGGAUUCGACGAGUACUCGGGGUUUUAUAUUUCUCCACCAGACCAAUACAUCUUCAACGUUGAUAGGAGGAUCAACUCAGCAGGAAUGUCCGGUUCCUAUCUUCUCUCCGACAUCAGUGAUCAUGGGCAUAUGAACCACCAGCCGUUUUCAACAUUCGAUAGAGACGUGGACAAGUGGUUGUCUAAUAACUGUGCCCGAAACUAUGGAGCAGGCUGGUGGUACAAUUACUGCACGUACAGUAACCUGAAUGCACGGUACAAUAGUGACGGCUAUAGCGGCCGCUUUUAUUACUAUUCCUUCUCGAACACAAGGUUGAAGACGUCGACUAUGAUGCUACGAUUGAGUAAUUAAGAUUUAACCGCAGCAUUUAAUGCAUUUAAUUAUGGUUAGUUCAUUUAAACAGUGUUGUGGAAUUAUGAACUUGAUGCUAUGUUUAAACACAAUCAACUAUUUUAAGCAUUUAAGGUAAACAUUCCGGCCUUUUCCUAAAGCUAUGAAAUGUGCAAUUUGAUUUCUAACUCAAACAUGUUCGUGUUUUGUGAAGUUAGUGAUAGUUCAAAUCAUUUACAUAACUCUUUCAUAGACACCAAAAGGCAACACGCGGAUAAAUUAUUUGAAUUAUUUUGCCCAAUAUCUCGAGGUGGAGAAAAUUUGCAUCGUUUUUAUUAUUAUUUUGGUAGACUUGUUUUAGUUAUUAUUUAUCACAGUUCAUCGGCAGAAUGUUUUUAGGAUAUAGACAAUCUCGCUUUAUUCAAUACGAAAUAGUAAAGUAAUUUUAUAAAAUAUCGUAUUGUAUGACCAGGAAGUGAGAUUCAAGUUACAGAAUUAAUACUUAUUUGCCAGUUUACAGCGCCAAAAACACAGCCAUUUUUAACGAUAUAAAUUUAUUACGUUUCGUCAUUCGCUUUGGAUAUUUAUUACACUAUUUGAUAUCAAAAGUAUAAUAUGAGUCUUUUUAAGGAAUGAAUUGCAAGAUUAAUGUCAUUAUCGGGGUAUAAACGCAGUUCGGCUGAUUAAAGUAUGUGGAGACCGAACAUGACAUAUUUUCACGCAAUUCAUCACUUAUAUUAACACCAAUAGUUCAUUAUUUCUGUCAAGAACUGUUAAGAAAUACUUCUUAUUUAAAGUAAUUAUUGCUCACCUAUUCUGUUAAUUGACCGACUCGACCGCAACCGAACACAGUUUAUCAUAUUACGUAACAAUAGCUUCCAAAAUAUAUUUUUAACGUCAAAAUUAAAACGCUAAUGACAACAAUGCAUAAAACAUUUAAUAAAUUACAAAUGUAACACUUUCUUACAUGUUAAUUUAAGUUCCUUUGUGGCCUGGUGGCCCAUUAAUAACAAUAACAAGAUAAACACUUCCUGACGUGUUGAUUUAAAUUGUUUUGUGGCCUGGUGGCCCAUUAAUAACAAUAACAAGAUAAACACUUCCUGACAUGUUGAUUUAAAUUGUUUUGUGGCCUGGUGGCUCAUUAAUAACAAUAACAAGAUAAACACUUUCAAAUAUACAUAUAUAUUGAAACUCGAUGAUUCGCAAGCGGUUGCAUACAUCGAAAAAAUGUCCUUGCCGAAAGGCAGUUUAUUUAAAGAAUGGAAGUUAGAGUGAAGAUAUUCCAUAAUGAUGACGUCACUUAUUAUUUAAGAAAUAUUGGACACCACCGAGGGCCAUAUGGCAUUAUAAGGACCGGCCAGUCAGCCCCCGAAGGUGAAUAUGGAACGAGGCGUUAGCCGAUGUCCAUUCACUUUCGGGGGCUGACUACCCGGUCCUUAAAAUGCCAUUUGGCCCGAUGUGGGGUGUUAUAUUUCUUAUAUUAACACUUUUUUACAAUUUAUUAAUUUAAAGCGCCUUUGAUGAGUUCUAUUGAACAAAUAUAAUAAAGUUUACUUGUGAAAACAAAUGUCAUUGUGAAAAUUGCAAGCAGCACUCACCAGUUUUAUGACGUCAGCGGUCCAUAUUAUAUGACGUCAGUGGUCCAUAUUAUAUUUUUGGCGAGGUCCGGACCGACCAAAACAUGAUAUGGACCGCUGACGCCAUACAAACUAGAUUUUUAUUAAAAUACAUUGAUAUACGGAUCGAUCAACUUUAUAUACACAAAGAAGGGACUUAUUAAUGUAAGGUAUAAUAUAUUCACUGGAUACAAUUUUGUUUCAAGGUAUCCCUCUAAUGAACGUGAAGUGUACAUAUUAUUAUUAUUAUCAUGUUGUAAUUUGUAUGGUAAUGUUUCUUUAACUAGCGUGAAGUGUACAUAUUAUUAUUAUUAUCAUGUUGUAAUUUGUAUGGUAAUGUUCCUUUAACUAGCGUGAAUUGCACAACAUGUUAUUAUCAUGUUGUUAUUUGAAUGGUAAUGUUACUUUUUACUAGCGUGAAGUGUACACAUUAUUAUUAUCAUGUUGUAAUAUGAAUGGUAAUGUUCCUUUAUCUAGCAUGAAGUGUAUAUAUCAUUAUUAUUAUCAUGUUGUAAUUUGUGUGGUAAUGUUCCUUUAACUAGCGUGAAGUGUACAUAUUAUUAUUAUCAUGUUGUAAUUUGAAUGGUAAUGUUUCUUUAACUAGCGUGAAGUGUACAAAUUAUUAUUAUGUUGUAAUUUGAAUGGUAAUGUUCUUUAACUAGCGUGAAGUGUACAUAUUAUUAUUAUCAUGUUGUAAUUUGAAUGGUAAUGUUUCUUUAACUAGCGUGAAGUGUACACAUUAUUAUUAUCAUGUUGUAAUUUGAAUGGUAAUGUUUCUUUAACUAGCGUGAAGUGUACAAAUUAUUAUUAUGUUGUAAUUUGAAUGGUAAUGUUCUUUAACUAGCGUGAAGUGUACAUAUUAUUAUUAUCAUGUUGUAAUUUGAAUGGUAAUGUUUCUUUAACUAGCGUGAAGUGUACACAUUAUUAUUAUCAUGUUGUAAUUUGAAUGGUAAUGUUCUUAAACUAGCGUGAAGUGUACAUAUUAUUAUUAUCAUGUUGUAAUUUGAAUGGUAAUGUUCUUUAACUAGCGUGAAGUGUACACAUUAUUAUUAUCAUGUUGUAAUUUGAAUGGUAAUGUUCCUUUAUCUAGCGUGAAGUGUACAUAUUAUUAUUUUUUUAUUAUUUUUAUUAAAUUCAUGUCAUAAAAUUAAACUAAGAUGAAAAUGUUUUAUGUCACAUUAUUGCGUGUAUGGUUUCUGAAAGUUAUUGUUAAUUAAUUGCUUUUCGUUUCCAUUGAAAUCGAUUUUGAAAUUGAAUUCUUAGUCUUCUUGAUUUCCAUAAAAUUGACGAAUGCACAUACAUCCGAGCACCUAGUACUACAGCUGGGUAUCUUUCUACACUUCCAUGGAUCAAAGCAACGAAGUUUUAAUGACAUCUGCAUUUAAUGUCACUUUAAAUGUUUUAAAAGUUCUAAAUGCCACAUAAUUAAUGCCACUUUGAAUGUUGAAAAGUUGUAACUGGCUCAUUAAAUAAUGUCACUUUGAAGGCUUUAAGGUUUUAAGUGCAUCUUUGUGUUAUGUCACUUUGAAUGUUGUUAGGUUCAAAAGGAAGAUUUUUGCAAUGUCACUCAAAAAGGUUUAAAUGCCUCUUUGUUUUAUGUCACUUUGAAUGUAUUCGGUUUUACUGCUCACGCCUUGCUUUUGAUAUUUAUUAAACGU